AUGACGUCUCGGGGGCCUGGCCGGGCGUCGCGGACUCCGGAGAUGGAGGAAAAGGAGCAAUUACGGCGACAGAUCCGUCUCCUGCAGGGUCUGAUUGACGACUACAAAAACCUCCAUGGCAAUGCCCCUGCCCCGGGCACGUCAGCUGCUCCCUGCUGGCAGCCACCGGCCUACGGCAGCAGCCGGGCCUUCAGCACCAGCUGCCCCCGGCCCGGCCGGAGGGGCUUCUCCCUGAGCCGCGGGCCUGCAUGGCGCAAGAAAUACUCCCUUGUGAAUCGCCCCCCCGGAGCCUCAGAGCCGCCCGGUGACGGUGCUGCGCAGCCACCUCUCAGGGCUGGGGGCAGUCAGGGUCCUGAGCCCCCGCAGUGUGUCCUGGAGAGGCAGGUCCAGCUGAGUUCGGAUCAGAACAUGGUCAUCAAAAUCAAGCCACCAUCAAAACCGGGCUCAGCCAGCACCACAGGGGUCUCCCGGGGUUCCUUGGAAGAAUAUGAGGACCCCCCCUGGAGUAACCGCAGGCCCCAGGAGGGUGAGGGCGAGCCCCCUGGUGGACACCGGCAGCCCUCAAGGCCAGGAAGAGCCAAGGGAAGCUGCGAUACAGAGGACCCCCUUCUGGUCUGCCAGAAGGAGCCUGGCAAGCCUCGCGUGGUGAAGUCUGUGAGCAGCAUGAGUGACAGCCCCUCAGAGCCCCGGCGGACUGUCAGCGAGAGCGCAGUUGCGGUCAAGGCGCGCUUCCUGUCCUCUAGCCUGGCCCAGCGCAGUGGCGCGGCUCUGGGCCGGAAGGCGGGCUCACACUCCGUGGCCAGUGGUGCCGCCCAGCUCCUUGGAGACGGGAGAGUGAACGCUGGCCACCCAGAUCAGCCCGCGUCCUCGGGCUUGGUGGCAGGCCCAGCCAGACCAGCUUCUGGACCCAGGCAGGCCCGGGAGGCCUCCCUGCUCAUGUCCUGUCGGACCAGCAAGUUCCGGAAGAACAACUACAAGUGGGUGGCUGCUUCAGCAAGGAGCCCGCGGGCCGCUCGCAGGGCCCUCAGUCCCAGAGCAGCCGCGGAGGCCGCGUGCAAGGCCCCCUCUGGCACGGCAGAACAGGCGGAGAAGCCGCAGCUCAGGGCCGCUCCGGAAGCCAGGCCCAGGAGGUCGGCCGCGUCCUCGGAGCUCGGGCCCUGCCCCAGCAAGUACAAGUGGAAGGCGUCCAGCCCCUCGGCCUCCUCCUCCUCCUCCUUUCGUUGGCAGCCUGCAGCUGGCAGCGAGGACCAGGCCUCCCAUCUCUCUCCAGUCCCGUCUAGGUCCCCCGCAGGGGACAGGCCAGGAGUGGGACCCGGUGGCUCGAAGCCCCUUUUCAGCGAGACCCCACUCUCGGCGUACAAAGUGAAGAGCCGCACCAAGAUUGUCAGGAGGCGAGGAGGUGCUAGCCUCCCUGGUGACAAGAAGAACCCACCCCUGCCUGCCGCCGCUGCCAAGAGCCAGUUGAGCCUGCGGCGGAGGCAGGCCCUCCGGGGGAAAGGCAGUCCCGUCCUGAAGAAGACCCCCAACAAGGGCCUGACACAGGUCACCAGGCACCGGCUGUGCUGCACGCCUCCUGGCCGGGCCCACCUCCCCACCAAGGAAGCGUCCAGCGUGCACACCGUGCGGACCCCUCCUGCCAGCAAAGUGAUCAAGACGCGCUACCGCAUCGUCAAGAAGACCCCACUGUCUCCUCUCGGCGCCCCCCAGCUUCCCCUGUCCCUGCCCUCUUGGCGGUCACGGCGGCUCUCGCUGUCCAGGUCUCUGGUGCUGAAUCGCCUGCGCCCCGCAGCCGGGGGUGGGAGAGCACAGCCCAGCCCCCCUCGGUGGCGGAACAGAGGCUACUGCUGCAUCGGAGGCGUCCUUUACAGGGUGUCGGCCAACAAGCUCUCUAAGACCUCCGGCCGGCCUGGCGGCGACGGCGCCACCAGGCCCCUCGUGCGCACAGGCCGGGUGGACCCUCCCAGCAGCUGCAGCCGCUCCCUGGCCAGCCGGGCCGUGCAGCGAAGCUUGGCCGUCGUCCGGCAGGCGAGGCAGCGGCGGCGGAAGCAGCAGGAGUACUGCAUGUACUACAACCGCUUCGGCAGAUGUAACCGUGGCGAGCGCUGCCCCUACAUCCACGACCCCGACAAGGUGGCCGUGUGCACCAGGUUUCUCCGGGGCACGUGCAAGAAGACAGACGGGACGUGCCCCUUCUCCCACCACGUGUCCAAGGAGAAGAUGCCCGUGUGCUCGUACUUUCUGAAGGGGAUUUGCAGCAACAGCAACUGUCCGUACAGCCACGUCUACGUGUCCCGGAAGGCGGAGGUCUGCACGGACUUUCUCAAAGGCUACUGCCCACUGGGCGCGAAGUGCAAGAAGAAGCACACGCUGCUGUGUCCUGACUUCUCGCGCAGGGGCGCCUGCCCCCGGGGCGCCCAGUGCCAGCUGCUGCACCGCUGCCGGAAGCGCCUUGGCCGGCGGGCGGCCUCAGCCCCAGCCCCGGAGCCCAGCAGUGUGCCACCCAGGAGCAAGCCCUCCUCCAGCCACGGAGCCAGGAAGUCCUCUGCCGCCCAGCGCCCCACCAGACAGACGCCCAGCUCCCCCUCCUCCGUGGCUGCAGGCUCGGCCUCCCCUCCCUCCUCCCCAAGGGUGUUAGCUACAGCCUCAGGCUCUCCCCUAUCAGCAAAGCCUCCCUCCCCCUCCUCCCCCUCCUCCCCUCUUUCUUCCUCCUCCCCCCUCUCCCCCACCCCCUUCUCUUCCUCCCCCACCCCUUCCUCCCCCGCCCUGUCCUUGGACCAGGAGGAGCUGUGUGUCCAGGAAGAGGCUGGCUCUGCAGCGACGGGCUCCGGCAGCCUCUCCAAGCUGCCUUCCUUCAUCUCCCUGCAGUCCUCGCCGAGCCCAGGAGGCCAGCCCAGGGCCCGGACCCCCAGGAACCCCCCAGCGAAGGACUCAGGGAAAACUCUACACAUCAAACCCCGGCUGUGAGGGCCCAGGGGGCCAGCCCGCGCCUACCUCAGCCCCCUGUUCCUGGAGAGGAAGGAGGCUCCACCUGCCAACGCCUCAGAGGAGGGACCACCUGCCAUCAAGCCCCACCCUGGGGCCCUGGGGUCACUGCUCUGCCCGCCUGGCCCUCAGCCUUCUGUGACCAGUGUGCACCCAGGGGCGCACCUUCUCUCCCAAGCCAGGCCCUGCCCCGCCUCACCAGCCCCUCUGCACCCACCUUCCCACCCCUGGCUCCUCAGCCUCGCGCCCAGGGUGUGCCCCGAACCCCAGCGCAGGGGGGAGCCAGGCAGGGCGCACCGCAGGGCCUGUGCCCACUGUGGGGGCCGCAGCCGCACAGCUCACCCCCGGGCCUCUCCCCCACCCCCGACCCCCAGGCCUCCCUGGGAGGGGACUGUGUUCAGCAAUAAAGGUUCUGUCCUGUGUCU
Messenger RNA from Hyaena hyaena (striped hyena), 3407 nucleotides. It is a transcript of the gene ZC3H3, whose product is annotated as zinc finger CCCH-type containing 3. Gene Ontology annotation, molecular function: metal ion binding. Lineage: Eukaryota; Metazoa; Chordata; Mammalia; Carnivora; Hyaenidae. The record is from RefSeq and is a predicted model, not a curated record. The coding region runs from base 1 to 2964 and encodes 987 amino acids. The transcript has 12 exons. Gene Ontology annotation, cellular component: nucleus.